AUGCGACGAGUCGUAGUGACCGGUUUAGGGCUUGUGACUCCUCUCGGUGUCGGUGUUCAACAUGCAUGGAAGCGCCUACUUGCUGGCGAGUCUGGUGUUGUCUCAUUGAUCGGUCGAAACGGUGAUCCAAGAUUUGCAGAACUCCCUAGCACUGUGGGUGCCGUCGUGCCGCAAGGCAAUGCAAAUGAAGGUGGAUGGAAUGCGAUUGAAUGGAUAGAAAAGGGUGAUGAUAGGAGAAUGGCAAACUUCACUCAAUAUGCGAUUGGAGCUGCUGAACAGGCCUUACGGGAUGCAGAGUGGAAACCGACUUUGGAUGAACAGAAAGAGAGAACAGGUGUCUGUGUCGGUUCUGGAAUUGGUGCGUUUGACGAUACGGUGAACGCCACGGCCGCAUACGAGAAGGGUGGUUACCGCAAGGUAUCUCCCCUCCUCGUUCCUCGGAUUCUCAUCAACAUGGCUGCCGGUCAUAUCACUAUGAAAUAUGGCUUCCGAGGUCCAAACCAUGCAGCGUCAACAGCAUGUACGACCGGUGCACAUUCCAUCGGUGAUGCAGCACGGUUCAUCAUGUUUGGCGACGCAGACGUCAUGGUCGCUGGAGGCACUGAGUCAUGUAUACACCCACUAGCCAUGGGUGGUUUCGCACGAGCAAGAAGCCUAGCUACCGAGUUCAACGACCGACCCGCAGAAGCCUCUCGCCCCUUCGAUCGUGAUAGAUGCGGCUUUGUCAUUGGAGAAGGAGCAGGUGCUGUCGUGCUGGAAGAAUACGAACAUGCCAAAGCACGAGGUGCGAGAGUAUACGGCGAGCUUCUUGGAUAUGGGUUGAGUGCCGAUGCGCACCACAUGACAGCACCACCAAGUGAUGGGUCCGGUGCUCAUCUAUCCAUGCGUCGUGCUUUGAACCACGCAAAACUGCCGGCAUCUCAGAUUGACUACAUCAAUGCACACGCGACGAGUACACCUCUUGGCGAUGCCGCAGAGAACCAGGCCAUCAAAGCUUUGAUGCUCGGGAAGGACGGAAAGCAAAGUGCGAGUGAAGUGAAUGUGAGUAGUUGCAAAGGUGCUGUUGGGCAUUUGUUGGGCGCGGCAGGAGCUGUUGAAGCUAUCUUUUCGAUAAUGGCAUUGCAUGAGGGUGUGCUGCCGCCUACUAUCAACCUACACAACCCUGGAGACCCGGCGGAAGACUUCGACUGCAACUACAUCCCCAAUCAAGCACAAGAGAAGGAAGUACGUGCUGUCUUGACCAACAGUUUCGGAUUUGGUGGAACGAAUGCUUCUCUUAUGUUUGGAAAGGUUGAUGUCUGA
Molecule: messenger RNA, 1302 nt
Organism: Saitoella complicata NRRL Y-17804
Lineage: Eukaryota; Fungi; Ascomycota; Saitoellomycetes; Saitoellales; Saitoellaceae
Product: putative beta-ketoacyl synthase
Exons: 1
Coding region: 1-1302 (433 amino acids)
Biological process (GO): fatty acid biosynthetic process
Molecular function (GO): 3-oxoacyl-[acyl-carrier-protein] synthase activity
Source: RefSeq, a predicted model, not a curated record